Uloborus diversus is the source of this 1246-nucleotide messenger RNA. RefSeq lists its product as uncharacterized. The record is from RefSeq and is a predicted model, not a curated record. The annotation marks the transcript as partial. The transcript has 2 exons. NCBI's taxonomy places the organism in Eukaryota, Metazoa, Arthropoda, Arachnida, Araneae, Uloboridae.
GUUUCGGCCGAUGACGGCAUCAAAGGGAAAAGAUGCAGGUGAAAAAGUUGGAGAGACUGCCGGUAAAGGUGGAGGUGGCUCUGGUUCGGACUUCGCACCUCCACACUCCAGGGUCCGCCGAUUCUACGGUGGUGGUGGAGGCCCUGGUGGUUUUGGAGGGCCUGGCGGUUAUGGCGGUGGAGGCCCUGGUGGUUAUGGAGGACCUGGCGGUUAUGGCGGUGGAGGCCCUGGUGGUUAUGGUGGUGGUGGAGGCCCUGGUGGUUAUGGUGGUGGUGGUGGAGGCCCUGGUGGUUGUGGCGGUGGUGGAGGGCCCGGUGGUUAUGGAGGCUAUGGUGCUGAUGGUGCUGGUGCUCCUCCUCCUGCCGAUGCAGGUGGUGGUGGAGCUUCUGGUGGUAGUCAUAGUGGCGACAGGACCAUAACAAACACCAUCAGUGGCGGCUAUGGAGGCUAUAGUGCUAACGGUUACCCUAGCGCCGCUGACGCUGUAGGUUACCAAUUCAGGAGGCCAAUGCCCGGCAAUCGUUGGUUUCGGCCGAUGACGGCAUUGGAGGGAAAUGAUGCAGGUGAAGAAGUUGGAGAAGCAGGCGGUGCUGGUUUGGACUUCACACCUUCACAUUCCAGAGUCCGCCGUUUCUACCACCUUGGCGGUGGUGGCGGCCCUGGUGGUUAUGAAGGCUAUGGCGGUGGUGGAGACCCUGGCGGUUACGGAAGCUAUGGUGAUGGGGGCCCUAGUGGUUAUGGAGGCUACGUUGCUGAUGGUACUGCUGCUUCUCCUAGUGAUGGAGGUUCUAGUGGUGGCAAUGGAGCUCCUGGUGGCAGUUCUAGUGGCGCCAGGACAAUAAUAUCCUCCAUAAGUGGAGGUUCUGGUGGCACCAGGACCAUAACAUCCACCAUUAGUGGCGGUUACGGAGGCUAUAGUCUUGAUGGCGGUGGAGGCCCUGGUGGUUAUGGUGGUGGUGAAGGCCCUGGUGGUUAUGGCGGUGGAGGCCCUGGUGGUUGUGGCGGGGGUGGAGGCCCCGGUGGUUAUGGAGGCUAUGGUGCUGAUGGUACUGGUGCUCCUCCUCCUGCCGAUGCAGGUGGUGGAGGAGCUUCUGGUGGUAGUCAUAGUGGCGACAGGACUAUAACAAACACCAUCAGUGGCGGCUAUGGAGGCUAUAGUGCUAACGGUUAUCCUAGCCCCGCUGACGCUGUAGGUUACCAAUUCAGGAGGCCCAUGCCCGGCAACCCGUGGUUUCCUCAACGCUAA